CGGGGCAGGUUUCUUCCCGCGCGGAGGCUGGGCGACUUGGUCGUCAUGGAGGCAGUCUUGACGGAGGAGCUUGAUGACGAGGAGCAGCUGAUGAGAAGGCAUCGCAAAGAGAAGAAGGAGCUGCAAGCUAAAAUUCAGAGUAUGAAGAAUGCUGUACCCAAGAAUGACAAAAAGAGGAGGAAGCAGCUCGUUGAAGAUGUUGCUAAGUUGGAAGCAGAAAUGGAACAGAAGCAUAGGGAGGAACUGGAGCAAUUGAAGUUGACAUCUAAGGAGAAUAAAAUAGAUUCUGUUGCUGUUAACAUUUCAAACUUGGUUCUUGAAACUCAGCAGCCUCGGAUAUCAAAAGCACAAAAGAGACGGGAAAAGAAAGCUGCACUGGAAAAAGAGCGGGAAGAAAGGAUAGCCGAAGCUGAAAUUGAGAACUUAUCUGGAGCCAGACAGGUAGAAAGUCAAAAACUUGCCCAAAUGUUGGCAGCCAGGCAGUUGGAAAUUAAACAGAUUCCAUCUGAUGGCCACUGCUUGUAUCGAGCCAUUGAGGAUCAGCUGAAGGAGCAGGGUGGCACUGUAACUGUGGCUGCCUUAAGACGUCAGACUGCUGAAUACAUGCAAAGCCACGUGGAAGACUUUCUGCCAUUUUUAACAAACCCUAAUACAGGAGAUAUUUAUACUCUAGAAGAUUUUGGAAAAUACUGUGAUGAUGUUGUAAACACAGCUGCAUGGGGAGGUCAGCUUGAGAUAUAUGAGACAUGCAUAUGGCUUAGGAGAACAUUACAAUUCUGUUACACGGUUGAUGAACACAGCUACAGAGAAUUGCAGCUAGUUUACAACAUGUUGCACAGUUGUGCUUUGGUACAGUGCGCCCAUCUGAGUCUUCAUCCUGAGUGCUGUCGUGAGCUACAUGUCACUGAAAAACACAGCAACCUUUAAUGAGUUUUAUGGCAAAGGUACUAACAAAUUUUUCUGAAAUGUGUCAGAAUGUACCAUUAUCUCUUAGUGGUGUUUUUAAAACUGUAAGAUCCAUUGUAGAAGACAUCAUUUAUAGACCAAGAAGACACGAUAACCAUUUUCAUGAAUGUUUCCAUUGAUAAAAAGCCUUUGGACAUUCUCCUCUGUGUUGGAAUGCA
Echinops telfairi (small Madagascar hedgehog) is the source of this 1124-nucleotide messenger RNA. It is a transcript of the gene OTUD6B, whose product is annotated as OTU deubiquitinase 6B. Gene Ontology annotation, molecular function: cysteine-type deubiquitinase activity. The record is from RefSeq and is a predicted model, not a curated record. Bases 46 to 927 code for a protein of 293 amino acids. The transcript has 6 exons. Gene Ontology annotation, biological process: protein deubiquitination. Lineage: Eukaryota; Metazoa; Chordata; Mammalia; Afrosoricida; Tenrecidae.